Molecule: messenger RNA, 831 nt
Organism: Mytilinidion resinicola
Lineage: Eukaryota; Fungi; Ascomycota; Dothideomycetes; Mytilinidiales; Mytilinidiaceae
Product: Bmh2-like protein
Exons: 8
Coding region: 1-831 (276 amino acids)
Biological process (GO): signal transduction
Cellular component (GO): cytoplasm
Source: RefSeq, a predicted model, not a curated record
AUGGCAACUGAACGCGAGAGCAAGACUUUCCUCGCGCGGCUCUGCGAGCAGGCCGAGCGCUACGAUGAGAUGGUCACGUACAUGAAGGAAGUUGCUAAGAUCGGCGGCGAGUUGACCGUGGACGAGCGCAACCUUCUCUCCGUGGCCUACAAGAACGUCGUUGGCACGAGACGUGCGUCGUGGCGCAUAAUCUCCUCGAUCGAGCAGAAGGAGGAGUCCAAGGGCUCCGAGAAGCACGUCGGUACUAUCCGUGACUACCGCCAGAAGAUCGAGACCGAGCUCGAGAAGGUCUGCCAGGAUGUCCUCAACGUGCUCGAUGAGUCUCUCAUCCCCAAGGCCGAAUCUGGCGAGAGCAAGGUCUUCUACCACAAGAUGAAGGGCGACUACCACCGUUAUCUAGCCGAGUUCGCCUCUGGCGAGAAGCGCAAGGUUGCUGCCACCGCCGCACACGAGGCGUACAAGACUGCCACCGAUGUCGCCCAGACCGAGCUCACCCCCACCCACCCCAUCCGCCUCGGUCUCGCGCUGAACUUCUCCGUCUUCUACUACGAGAUCCUCAACUCGCCUGAUCGCGCUUGCCAUCUUGCCAAGCAGGCCUUCGAUGAUGCUAUCGCCGAGCUCGACUCAUUGUCCGAGGAGUCCUACCGGGACAGCACGCUCAUCAUGCAGUUGCUCCGUGACAACCUCACCCUCUGGACGUCGUCGGAUGGCGCCGAAGCUGAGCCCACGAGCGAGGCCCCCAAGGAGGAGAAGGCUGCUGAGCCAAAGGAGGCUCCCGCUGCUGCCCCCGAGACGACUGAGGAACAACCGCCUGCUCCGGCCGCUGCUUAG